CAAUCACUUGACUACAUUCAUGUUGUGCUGCACUUAUCUCCUGUGGCUGACUGAUAUGUGCUGGGCUGCAAUUCUCUACCAGAAUUUAACGCAAGUUGAAACUUUGCCAGGGACAUAUACAACAGCUACAAAUGGAACGGAUUGGGUAUCGACUAACAUUGGAUUAGAUCAUACCGAAACGAAUUUUGACAAAUAUGCAUUCCCAAAUGUGGCGGCAUCGUACAAUACAACCCAAAUUUUGAACUACGAAUCAUUAAUCUCAUCUAGCACCACGUUUGACGGAAUUAUUGGAACGGCACAAAGCAUUUCGCUGAAUUCGGCUUCAACGCCUGUCGGCGAUACUCUACAGCUGGUUACAGAACCAUCAACUGUUUGGGUGUCCUACCAGGGUAUGGAGGAUAGUGAUCCUUUUUAUUUGAACACCCCAAAGGUACCUAUUCCAACUGAUAGUCAAUCCGUAGGACCAUUAUCGGGAGUGACUCUGACACAACAAUGGAUCGAAACCACGACGGUUAAAACUUUAGAUGCUCCAAAAAUUUUGUAUGGUGGUCCAGUUCCUCCAACCGAAUCUAGCAUAUACAAAACCGGACCACCUGUAGUGGUAAUCGAUAUUCCAUCGACUACCUCAGCUCCCAAACAGUUGGCUAAAGUUCGUAUCUCGUUGAGUAAGGUAAGGAGCAAGAGUGGAAAUACUACCAAGCCGGUAAGGCAACGAUUUGGUGUAACAGUGAGGCAGUAUAGUGCAAUGAGCGUUUCGUCAAAAGUCAACAUGAAGCAGCAACAAAGAAAUUCAACUGUAAAUCGGAAGACGAUAAAUCGCAUUGGGUGAUAUUGUUGUGCUGAAAAUACUGCAUAUUUGAUACAGAAAAUGGUCUUCCUAUGAGUAAUCGAACAGCAACUUGGGCAAUUUUU
Toxorhynchites rutilus septentrionalis is the source of this 912-nucleotide messenger RNA. RefSeq lists its product as uncharacterized. The coding region runs from base 20 to 829 and encodes 269 amino acids. The record is from RefSeq and is a predicted model, not a curated record. The transcript has 2 exons. NCBI's taxonomy places the organism in Eukaryota, Metazoa, Arthropoda, Insecta, Diptera, Culicidae.